AUGGAAGAGAAAGUGCCUGGUUGUGAUGACCACUGCCGUAUAAAGGUUGGUUAAGUUGUACUUUUGACCUUUUCGGCUUUUAGAUUUUGGUGAAACAGCUGGGAAGGAAGGAUAAAAUUUUGUUCAACAGCGUUUUGACCCGAUUAAGCCGCAUCACCACAAUUGAUGGUAUGAAUUUCAACCUGUUUCUUUUUUAAGCCACGAAAUUUGUUCUUGAUAAUUUCUGCAUCUAAUACUUUACUUUUCCUCAUCUUUUCUUCAAUUUUAUCUCAUGGACAAUACAAAUUUUUUAGUGGAGAACACUGGGCGAUACAUUAGGCCGGUUUUUGUGACGCAAGCUAAUUCGGAAGCCGAUUUCGCUAUUCUACAACCUCAUAGGAAGAUUUUUGGGCUUAUAGCCGUGAUAUCCCUGAAUAAUAUUCGAGAUGAUGCUGAUAGCCUAGCUGUGCUAGGAUCAGCAAGGGUAAACUUUGAUCAGUUGAAGAAUGACAUCAACGAGGAUUUGGUCAGCUCCAGAUGUGUUUCGUUUGGGAGGUCGAAGAAUGUAAGGGAUUUUUAUUUUUAUUUAUUUUUUUUGAGGUUUAGAUGACUAAAACAAUAUAGAGAUUUGUUUUUUCCAGAUAGAGCAACUCUUUCCUUCCUCCGAACUUCAUGCUCAUGACAGUCUGGAGGAGUCAGCAAGCCUUGAAGACCAAAUUCGGGACUUUCUUAGGACGAUUUACUACGUUUUGGAGAGUCGACGGAUUGAUAUCAAUUUCGAAAAACCCGAUACCUCAGUAAAUUGCCCAGCCCUGCGGCAAGAAGAGCGGUACAUUACGGGGCUGGAGGAUAAAACCUCGAAAACCUAUCGAAAGAAAUGCCUCGGAAGGUUGCGAAAACAAUGUGCGGAUUAUGCACUUCUGACUGGUCAAUUUCGAGGUGCUCUGGAGGGAUAUCAGAAUGCUAUAGAUCCGCUUAAAUCCGCUGGAGAUCUUCUGUGGCUUGCAGGUGAGUGUUUUGCUUUUUUUGAUUGGUUUUUAGACGCGAAUAAUCACGAUUGGAUAUUGUUUUAUGGAGUGGAGGCCUAAAGUAAUGUCUUUAAAAUCUAGUUAGGGCCUUAGACGCGUAGUAGUCGCAGUCUUAGUGACCCAAUUUUUCAUAUGCACCUUUCCUAAUCUUAUCGUCCAGAAUUUAGCUGCGUACGAAGGCUGGGCGGUCGCCGCAUUAGCUGCUCGCUUCUCCGGUAAAAUCGACGAAGAGCGCUCUCAAAUCCAACGAACGGUCUCAAUGCAGCCGGAGGAAAUGAAACGAAGUGCCGACGAGGCUGAUCGACUCAAGUAAGCGUUUAUUUACACGGUUUUUUUUUGAAGUAUUUAUAUCUUUCAGUUUACUGAUACUGAUCUCUUCAAUUUUAGUGUCGUUCUCGGCCAUCAACGCCAUCGUUCGGAUGAGACGAGUGUCCUCCAGGGCUCCCGAUCCGACCUCUCCAAUCUGAGUGUCUCCUCGUCUUCUACCAACUCCCUCAGUAAUAAGAAAACGUUCAAAAAAGCGUUGGCGAUGUUGAGCCUGGAAAGGAGCAUCGAUCCCAAAGAAAUCGACCUCAAAGAUAUUAUCGAACGCUUCAAGUCCGCACUGAAGAACUACGAACGAUAUUCGUUUAUCGCCUUUGUGGAAUUCGAAUGCGUUAUACGAGUGGUGAAUGUAUAUAAAAUGCAGAGGCUAUAUAUCGACACGGAGGUGAGAAAUGGUUUUUUUUAAGUCUGUUUGGCGAAAUUUCUGAGGGGUUUGAUCCAAAAGUUUCUGUGUAUACCGUAUUUUACCUACAUUUGAAGUUGGAGAGAGGUUGAGAGAAUUUUUUUUGUUUGCAUCAGUUUUUUAUAUUCUCCAUGAGGGCAGUGUUGAAAUUUUCAAAAAUUUUUCGAAAAUUUAUAUUUUUUGCUGUGAUUUAGUCUCGCAUUUUAGGUAUUCCUCCGAGACAGAGUUGGGAAGUACCUCGCGGACACGUUUACAUUGUUUUCGAACCAAGUGAAAUCCCAGAUUUGCAUGAUUUGCGCGGCAAUCUACAAAUCGAUGGGAUUCCGAAGGAAAAAUGCGUUCUUCUCGAGACUCGCGGUCUUAUUUCGACUUCACGUUGAUGACGAUGAAUACCGAUCCGAAGCGGAUUACAAAAUUGUAUAUCCAGUGCUAUACUCGUCCCUUCGGGGGUAUGGAGUGGACGAUUCGGUAAGAGGGAAUAGAAGAUUAGGACAUGUCAGUGUACAAGUCAAGGCCCUCCAUGAAGUAUUUAUGAGUGCACAACGCGCAGGACUUACGGAAGCCGCUGUCAGGCAUCUCUGUUAUAUUUUACAGGUAACUUUUUUGAGUUAAAAUUUUUUGUUGGAUUUUUGAGCUUUUGGAAGAGUUUGGAAAAAUAAAUGAUUUUAGACCUACUUUUAUCACAUUGAUAACACCGUCAAGCUGCAACUGGUCAGCGAAUUGAAACGUCUAGUCCACACACACAAAACCAAAAUCUCUUUGGCUCAACCAAUUGCCCUAGAACAAUGUUCUUUGAUAUUGCCCCCGCUUCAGAUGACCAAAAUACCUGUGCUAACGUAAGAAGGGGAUAUUUGGAGGUGGGGUUUUAAAAAAAAUCCUAAUUUUUAUUUUUUGGGGGGCUUUGAUUUUUUUGCUGACAGGGGAAGUACCCCAAGUGCGACGGUUUUCUUUAGAUUUUGCACACACUUCGGGCAUAGACUAGAAAGCAAUUCCUCAAAGUUGUAGCUCGCGCUUUGAAGGCGAAGUCGAGAUAUUCAACGAUCUUUGCGGCCGAGAGAGUACGCGAAACGCGGAGAGCGGUCAGAGAGAAAAGCAUUUUUUGGCCAUAACUUUGCUAGUUUCGUGCGGAAAAAAUUAGUUUUUUGUGGAAACAUUAAACUUUACGGUAGAAAUAGGGAUGCAACUUUUGGUGCCGAAAUUCGAGGAAAAGUCUAAAAUUUUCGUUGCCUUUCGACCGAAAAAUAUCCAUGUUUUCUGCAAAGCGCCGGCUAGGAUUCUCGCAUAUAUUUUAGAAAAAAAUAUUCUAAAUUUGUGAGUACUUUUCCUGUAAAUUGAAAAAACUGACCUUUGUUUUAGCGAGUUCAAAAUCCAACCUCUUGCCCCCAACCUUGCCCCCACAAUUUCUAAUCCAGCCGAUGCCGAAGGACGCAUCUUUAUUUAUUCGCCAUUCCAAGACAAAACGGUCGUAAAAGGUAAGAUUUUCUUAAUUUUUACGUCGCUUUUUGAUUUAUUAUAGAUAAGUUUAAUAGCGUAAGGUCUUAAAAGAAUUUUAAGUAGGUAUUUUGAUUGUCAAAGAUAAUGUCGAGAUUAAUUUCUGACCUUAUUUUAGAUAUAGUAUGGGUUGUGAAUACCGCUUGCCAGGUCUCAGCCAAAGUUCUAAACUUGCUCCCGAUGGACUUGGUAGUCGAGAAUAUGAUCGUACACACCGAUGGAGCAAGCUUUGAUCCAGUUCCGGUACAAUUAAACCUGUCUGCGACCGAAGAUAACCAACCUCCAGCUGAGACAACUGUAGCUCUUCUUGGAAUACCCAGAACUCCCGGAUGGAUGACCUUAACUGGUUACAGUUGCCGGGUAUUCGAUGUGGAGAAUGUAUGCUCUCUAAACGAUCUUCCAGAAACUCCGCCAGUCAAGGUUAGAGUCCUGCCGCAUCUACCGAGACUUCAAGUGGAUGUGGAUCUGAAAAGAGCCCCCAUCUUGGAGGAAAUGGUCGGAAUCGCUGAAGCAACCGUGUUUUCAGGCCAAACGUGAGUUGCUUGAAACGUUUUGCGGAGGCUGGGUUUGAAAGAAAAUUUUUAUUAUAUUACUUUAGGUAGGAUUAAGUGGAAAUUGGGGAAGAUUAAGUAAUUUUCGUCUUGUUUUUGUACGAAUUGAUGUUUUUAGGGCAAGAAGGAAUUGAUUAAAUGGUUUAAAAGAAUUUGGGCUAAGCUUUAUAAAAAAAAUAAUAUUAUUUUAGGCAAAAAUUAGCAAAAUACGACUGUCAAGUCUUCAAAAAAAUUUUUUUUUCAGAUUUUUCCACACAAUAAAGCUCCGGAACGUCGACCAGUCGAUUGGAAUCAGGACGGUACGAAUCCGAAUCGACCAACCGAAAGUCUACGGAGGCCCGCCAUUACUGGAAUUUGUGGAUUUGGAAGAGAAGAAUGAGGAAAAACAAAACAAUUUAGUGAUUUUGGAUGGGCUUGGCCCUGGUGAAGAAAGGCAAUUGAAUUUCAAAAUUUUUGGAAUUGAUCCAAGCGCCUCAACGUCCGAAAAUAACCCCUUGAAUGAGGUAAAUUUUUGAAAAUUUUUAAAAAAUAGUUGAUUUUUGUAAAAUUUUGAAUGUUUUUUUUUAGGUAUUCGUAAAGAAAGGAAAGCCCCAAGUUCAAUUGAAUAACAAUUCUGCCCAUAAUGAUAAGCAAUCCUCGGAGGAAUCCACCAAAUCAUCACCAGUUUUGAUAAAACAAGAGACGAUCGAAGAAGAAGAUGCAAAAGAAGAACAUAAAUUGAUAAAAGAACCAAAGAAAACAAAAUCGGAAGGAUCGGUGGCUGAGCUGAACAAAGGCCAUCACGAUUUGAUACCGUAUAUUGGGGUAAGCAGAGAUUUUUUAUAAUUUUUAUAUUGUAGUAGGUGGAAAGGUUUGAUUUUUUUUUGAUUUUUUUGUCAAAUUUUAAGUUUAAAGUGGGAAGUCUGGAUCCUUAAUGGUGAAAUUGAGACUUUCAAUAUACUUUAUACUUACAUCAUACACAAAAGAAGAACAAAUUUUAUUGAUUAUCACGGUCUUUUUUCGGCUUUGAAGAUGUUUUUUCUACCUCAUUGGCAAAUUUUCCCUUAUUUUUUAAAAAUUUCAGCGUCUCCUAACUGCUGAGUUCAUUUUCGAAUAUGUGGCUGAUAUCGAGACGGAGUCGGGAGAAAUCUUCGAACGCCAAGAGACCCUAAAGUUGGCCAUUACGAUCGUCCCGGCCAUCACCGUCUCCCAUUGGCAAGUUUUGGCCGGCGACUCCCCAACCAAUAGAUUUGUGGUGGUCGAUGUGACGAAUACCACGGAACUAGAUGCGGAAUUGGAAUUUGGGACGGACGGAAGGAUGAUUUCGGUUCAGCCAAAGGAAGCUUGCAGGUAGGAAGGGUUUCUUUGAUUUUUUAGUGAAAAAUCUACCUAAAAUAAGGCGUUUUUGAUGUUUUUUCGCUUUUUUGAUGUCAAUUGCAAGUCGGAUUAAGUUUUCUAGGCCCAUUAAGGUAUUUCACAGACUGCAAAAGAGUAUUUACAAUUCUUUGACCUAUAAUUUUCCCUUCAGAGUACCUUUACUUUGUCCAUGUUCCAAUCUGAUUCACACCUCGGAUUUUCAUCGCGCCGCUCAACGCGCUUCGCAUAUGAUGCAAAUGCAAGAAAUGGAGGCUCUCCGGCGACGAUUGGAAACCCAUUUCUCACAACAUCUGGAAAUCCGUUGGAGAAUCAAGGCUCUAGGAUUAGAUGGACUAGUACCAGUUGGACCACUACUUUCGUCUGUUGGAUUCUUAAAACAACUGGUUGUGCCGGUGAUUUCAAUAGGUAGGGUUAAAUAUUUGAGUGGGUUGGGGCCCUCUAAAUGCUAGAGGAAAAUUCGAAUUUCGAAAAUUUGAAAUUCCCGCUGUUUUUGGCAUUGUGUUUUAAGGGUUGGAUUUGAUUCUAAAUUACUCAAAAUGACUUACAAGUCAAAAUAUAGAAGUUGGGAUGGUAAUUUUUGAGUUUUAUUGUGAUUGCCAGCUGCUUUGAGGCUUUAUAUUAUUCAAUAUGAUUAAAAAAUUUUGGUAUUUUUUUGCCUUUUUUAAGCUCAAAAUGCUUUUAGUGGUCCGAGUAAAUGGAAACCAAUACCUCAGCGAAGACGAUUUGCCCGUCCUGGUUGGCCAAAUGCAGAAUUUGGAGAUCGAGUUGGUCAGCUCAACCAAGGGUAAGAUCGGGGGUUUGUAAGGGAUUUGAAAGAUUUGUUGGGCCUGAAUUGUGGUUUUGGUAAAAUGCCAUGCGAUUUUUGUGAUUUCUAAAGGUUUUUUGUUGUGUUAAAAUACGAAUUUUUAUGUUAAAAUACGAUGGGAGAAAAUUUGUUAUCUAACAAGGGAUCGGCAAAUAGUUGUAACCUGCUUUCUUAACGAAACCUAUAUCAUUUGAAAGAGGCUUAAAAAUAGUUCACAGCGCAAAAAGAAUUAGCUGCCUAAAUUCACUUUGGACAAAGUUAUGGCCAAAAUACAGAUUUUAGCCUAAUUUCCGCCUCGCUUUAUAAGCUCUCGGAAUGGCAACAGAGUUGUGUCCAGUUGGCCGAGUGGUAGUGAGCCCACCUCCGGCUCAGCGAGUCCUGGUUUCGAAUCCGGCCUCUAUAAAUAUUUUGCGUUUCGUCUCUUAUAUGCCACAAAACCAUGGUAUGUUGACAUUUUUUAAUAAUUUUUGUUCCUCCGCAGACAAAAUCCAUGGUUACGCAAUUUUUCUGAGAUUUUGAAUUUUUUUUGAAACGACCACAAAUUUGAUGGUGAUGAGAGUGGGUAUGUCACUAUCGUAUAAUCAACAAGGGUGUUGUGCCAGUAACCUGACCGCUUAUGAUUACUGGAGGAUUAUUCAAUUUAGAAGGGCCUAUAAAUAUACAUUUUUUCGAAAAAAUACGAAGAUAAAAUUGUAAAAUCGGCCAAAGACACUAUUGCUGACACAGUGGACCAACCAUUGGUAAGGCUAGGACAUAAGAAAUUUUCGAUUUUGAAAUUUUCGUUUGUGAAUGACCACGACGAUCAUAUAAAUGUAUUUCCAAAGCUUUUUGCUCCAAUUUUCCCUUUAACCUAGUUUUAUUUACAAUUUACUGUAACUAGCAGUAAUGUCUAAUAACAUAUAACCGAGGAUUGGUAAAGCCAUAAAACGACCGUGAUAGACGUUUUUGGAUACCAGGAAAUUAAUAAAGACGAUUUCAAACCGCCAGGAUUACUGUAAUAUAAGGAACCGGCGUUUUGGACGCAUAUAACCCCUUUCAAAAAGCGGUCGUAUCUAUGCCCUAAGGUAAUUUAGGCAGCUAAUUUUUUUUGCGCUGUGCACUAUUUUUAAUGCUCUUUCAAACGGUAUAUGUUUCGUUAAGAAAGCAGGGUGCAACUAUUUGCCGAUCCCUUGUAAAACAUAAAAAAAUUAAUUUUUUGUGAAAAUUUUUGAAAAUUUGUCGAGUUUUGAGAUUAUAAUAUGUAAAUUGCAGUCCCUCUGAACUUCCACGGCUAUCUCCAGCUCCUCUGCAUUCAAGAUAUUCAAAACGCCGCCGAAAUUAUCGACCGAACCGACUUUUUGGUGGUGUGUGGAGUCCGAAAACAGCCAUUUUCCCUCAAAAUAACGGAUUUGGAACUGGAUAAGGCCUUCAAAACCCGAUUUUCGUUUCUUUUCCGCUCCGAAGGCGUGUUCAAAAUACGGCCGCAGAUCGAAGUGGGCCCGGGAUUGGAACACUUCAUGGAAGAAUUGAUCGUCCCCACUGUGUCUUUUAAUGUAAAGUCAAGGAAAUAG
Bursaphelenchus xylophilus (pine wood nematode) is the source of this 7487-nucleotide messenger RNA. The record is from the annotation of a GenBank genome assembly. Lineage: Eukaryota; Metazoa; Nematoda; Chromadorea; Rhabditida; Aphelenchoididae.